AUGCGCUCUUCAACCGUCAUCCCCGCCAUUCUCGUUGCCACCUCUGCACUCCCGUCUCUUGCGGUUCCAGUGUUCUCUCGUCACGGAGAAUUUUCUGAUCCUCUCGAGCAUGCCCGACCGGGCCAUCCGAGUCGUGGUCCUGGCAAUGGGGCCCACAACGUUGCUUAUGCGCACCACGAGGAGCACCACCCAGUGCACGCCCAUGGACCUAUGCAUCCGGAACACGAAGCGGAACACGAUGAGGAGGAACACCACGUCCGCGCGAUGGGCUUCGAGGGCAUCGAAAUGCCCGUACACCAUCCUCCGUACCCUCUCCACAUCGGACGUCCGAUCGAGCGUCUCUACCCAGGACGUCCGAUCGGGCGUGUCCACCCAGUAUUCCAGGAGAUUGCGCGGGCAUUCGAGGACGAUCUCGAUAUUCGCGAGUACUACAGCCUCCUGGACGCGCGGGACGCCAAGGUGCCUGUGCAUGCGCUCAAGCCGAAGACAGCUGCGAAGCUGAAGCCCGCUCUCAAGUCCACCCGUAAACCUACACCCAAGCCUGCGCACAAGCCCGCGAGCAUGUCUGCGCAUAAGCCCGCGCACAAUCCUGCGCACAAGCCCGCGGCCAAUCCUGCGCACAAGCCUGCGGCCAACCCUGUCCGUAAGCCCUCGGGGAGCCCUGCGUGGAAGCCCAUGCCAUUGGGUCACGGGCCGGUGGUACCCUUUCACAAGCUCCCACCGAAGCCCGCGCCCCAUUCAACCACGGGCGUUCUGGGGAGCGCCACUAACAAUCAGUGGAACCCGGUACAACAGACCGCUGCCACUGACGUCCAGACCGAGUUCAAUGACAUGACGAACGUAGAGGACAACCUGUUGAAAGGUGCGUUUGGCCCUAAUGCCAGGCGAGAGGUAGAGGCGAGGAAUGCUGAGCUCUGGGAUUGGCUCAUGGAACGCAGUGCAUACGAGGUGGAUGAGUUGGAUUGA
Molecule: messenger RNA, 966 nt
Organism: Rhodofomes roseus
Lineage: Eukaryota; Fungi; Basidiomycota; Agaricomycetes; Polyporales; Fomitopsidaceae
Exons: 2
Coding region: 1-966 (321 amino acids)
Source: RefSeq, a predicted model, not a curated record